Molecule: messenger RNA, 2227 nt
Organism: Impatiens glandulifera
Lineage: Eukaryota; Viridiplantae; Streptophyta; Magnoliopsida; Ericales; Balsaminaceae
Product: BEL1-like homeodomain protein 1
Exons: 5
Coding region: 234-1988 (584 amino acids)
Biological process (GO): regulation of transcription by RNA polymerase II
Molecular function (GO): DNA-binding transcription factor activity, RNA polymerase II-specific; RNA polymerase II cis-regulatory region sequence-specific DNA binding
Source: RefSeq, a predicted model, not a curated record
AUCUUUAUAGAGCAUUGAACCCCACAUAGUUCUAUCUCUCUUCAAUCUUCUCUGUUAUUUUUCAUAUAUAAUUUCCUUCUCAAUUGGAAACAUCACUUACAGAAGCUAUCUGAUUCUGACAACAUAUAUCAAUUCUCAUCGAUCAAACCCUAGAUUUGUGGAUUUGUCGGCGGCGGCAUCAUGAAUUCAGAAUUUCAGAUUCUUUGUUGUAUUUGAUUUAUAACAAAGAUUCGAUGUCGACUUACUUCAAUGGAAUAAGCUCAGAAAUCCAAGCUGAUUCAUCUUCAGGACUUCAAACGCUCUAUCUAAUGACUCCUCAAAAUUACAUCGACCAAGGUCACCACUUUGUCGGCGUUCCUAUUCCGGUCGGAUCAAACUCCGAUCAUGAUCAUCUCAGCCGUUCAUCUUCAUCAUCGUUAUCUCGUUUCCAUUAUAACCACUUGUGGGGAGGAGGACCCGCAGCAGCAGCAACAGACAAUUGCUCCAUCCCGGCAAGUGGGACCCACCAAGGUUUGUCGUUAAGCUUGUCGUACCGCGAACAGGGUUUGUCAUCGGGGACAAUGAUACAUGGUCCGGUAAUUAACGGUGUUAGGGAGGACACGUCAGCGUCGAAUGGGUUGGUUAUGCGGUCCAAGUAUUUAAAGGCGGCGCAGGAACUUCUGGAUGAGGUGGUGAACGUGGGGAAGGGGGUUAUUGAUUAUCAGGUGGCGGCGGAGGGCGGCGGAGGAGGAGAAAGUGAGAGGAGAGAGAAAAUAGGGGAGGAGGGAUCGGGUGGAGGAGAGACCACCGGAAAGCGUGGUGGUACUGAAUUGACUACUGUUCAGAGGCAAGAGUUACAGAUGAAGAAGGCUAAGCUUGUGAAUAUGUUGGAUGAGGUGGAGCAAAGAUACAAAGAAUAUCACAACCAAAUGCAGAUAGUAGUGUCGUCUUUCGAGCAGGCAGCAGGAAUAGGGUCCACAAAGUCAUACACAGCCCUAGCCCUACAGACUAUAUCAAAACAGUUCAGGUGCCUGAAGGACGCCAUAUCAGCUCAGAUCAAGGCGGCGGCCAGCAGCCUAGGAGAGGAUGUCGAUGGUGCCACGGGUGCAGAAGGGUACUCGAGAUUGAAGUUUGUAGACCACCAGCUCCGCCAACAAAAGGCAUUACAGCAGCUUGGAAUGAUGCCGCCGCCACAUCAUCACAAUGCUUGGAGGCCCCAAAGAGGCUUGCCUGAAUCAGCCGUAUCUGUUCUUCGUGCAUGGCUCUUUGAACACUUCCUUCAUCCAUAUCCCAAGGAUUCAGACAAACACAUGCUAGCAAAACAGACAGGACUUACUAGGAGCCAGGUGUCGAAUUGGUUCAUUAAUGCUAGGGUUAGACUAUGGAAGCCAAUGGUGGAAGAAAUGUAUUUGGAAGAAAUGAAACAACAUGAUCAAGAAAGUAGUAGUACUAUUAAUGGUAAAAAUACAACCGUUAUUAAUGCUCGAGAAACAAACAAGGAAUUAUUACCCGGAGAAUCAAAAUCACAAACAUUAAUUCAUCAUCAAACUAGCUCCACAUUCCCAUCGGAACCACAAUUAUUGCACAUUCCAAAUCAUGUAUACACUACAUCGCAAGCAAAAGGACUUGUUCUUGAUCCUCCUCGAAGCCCAAAAAAGCCAAAACCCUCUUCGAACAACAACAACAUCAACAAUGUUAAUAUUGGUGGUGGCAGUUUUGGGGCUUAUAAUAUUAACCCUUUGAUUGACGAUCAUCAUCAUCAAAUAGGGGUUGAUCACUUUGAUCACGAGCAACUAGUGGCUGCAGGAUUCCACGAUUUUCUCUCGAACCAGAUGGGAAUGAAUAUGGGAUCCGCAGUCCAAGCAAGUCAUUACGGUGGGAUGAUGAGUAGUGUAUCACCUCCUCAUUCGAGCAUCAUGAUUAAUGGGUAUGACAGUAUUAAUAGUACCAUUAUGAAUAAUAACAGGAAAAGGUUUGCUGCUCCUUUGUUGCCGGAUUUUGUUGCUUGAGGUCCAAAUACUCAAGAACAAUAUUAUUGUUAAUUAUUAUCAUUUCCUCAAGUACCAUUAUAUAUGUAUAGUUUAGUUUAAAGAUACAAAGAAUUAGAUCAUAGUUUUCUAGUCACAUUUGAUGAUCAUAUUGUAUGUAAUUGGUAGUUUAUAAGCAGUUUGUGUAAUAAUGCCCACUCAUGUAUACAUUUAUAUAGGUGGUUCUCAUGUAAUAAAGUUGAGUAAAUCAAUAUAUAUUA